UUCUCAUCUAUCAUCCAACCACGCCUCGUGCUCCCUUCCUAACGCCGGCCAUAUUGACUAUUUUACCUAAUCUCCUUUCGGUAGGCUAUAGAGCUCCGGUUCUGUAAUCAUAACCGUUAUAACAGCGUGCUACUGGAUAUGGUGAUCGCGACGUGGAAAUAACCGUUCACGUUUAUCUCUGGUGGCUACAUCUUGGGGGAAAUUUCAUUAUUUUAGAAAACGCAGUGCUUUUCUGAGGGUCUACAAUCCUGUGAUAGAGGACAAGUUUUUCUUCUUUUCUUGGUUACGUGGGAAGGGAGGAGAGGAGACAAGAUGCCGAAACCUAUUAAUGUGCGUGUGACUACUAUGGAUGCUGAGCUGGAAUUUGCCAUCCAACCCAACACUACUGGCAAACAGCUGUUUGAUCAGGUGGUGAAGACGGUGGGUCUGCGUGAGGUCUGGUUUUUUGGCCUGCAGUAUGUGGACAGUAAAGGCUAUACAACGUGGCUGAAACUGAAUAAAAAGGUAACUCAACAGGAUGUUAGAAAGGAAAACCCUCUGCAGUUCAAGUUCCGGGCAAAGUUUUUUCCAGAAGAUGUUUCUGAAGAGCUAAUCCAAGAGAUCACACAACGUCUCUUUUUCCUACAGGUAAAGGAAGCCAUUUUGAAUGAUGAGAUUUACUGCCCUCCGGAAACAGCAGUCCUCCUGGCAUCUUACUCUGUUCAGGCCAAGUACACUGACUACAACAGAGACCUCCACAAGCCCGGUUAUCUCACCAAUGACAAGCUGCUACCACAGAGAGUAUUGGAACAACAUAAACUGACUAAAGAACAGUGGGAGGACAGGAUUCAGACGUGGCACGAGGAACACAGGGGUAUGCUCAGAGAGGAUUCUAUGAUGGAGUAUCUGAAGAUUGCUCAGGAUCUGGAGAUGUAUGGAGUGAACUACUUCGAGAUCAAAAAUAAGAAGGGAACAGAGCUCUGGCUGGGAGUGGAUGCUCUUGGUCUCAACAUUUACGAACAUGAAGACAAGCUUACACCAAAGAUUGGUUUCCCAUGGAGUGAGAUUCGAAACAUUUCUUUCAACGAUAAGAAGUUUGUCAUCAAGCCCAUUGAUAAAAAAGCACCAGACUUUGUGUUCUAUGCACCACGACUGCGAAUCAACAAGCGCAUCCUGGCUCUGUGUAUGGGCAACCAUGAGCUGUACAUGAGGAGGAGGAAGCCUGACACCAUUGAGGUGCAGCAGAUGAAGGCUCAGGCCAGAGAAGAAAAACACCAGAAACAGAUAGAGAGAGCUCAGCUUGAGAACGAGAAGAAGAAACGAGAGCAUGCAGAAAAGGAGAAGGAGAGAAUAGAGCGAGAGAAGGAUGAGUUAAUCGAGAGACUGAGACAGAUUGAGGAACAGACGAUAAAGGCACAAAAAGAGCUGGAGGAGCAAACACGCAGAGCUCUAGAGCUUGAACAAGAGCGAAAGAAAGCAAAGGAGGAGGCAGAGAGGCUGGAGAAAGAGAAACAGGCAGCUGAGGAGGCCAAAGCAGUACUGACCAAACAGGCAGCUGACCAGAUGAAGAACCAGGAACAACUGGCAGCUGAGUUGGGGGAAUUUACUGCCAAAAUUGCCCUGCUGGAGGAUGCCAAGAGGAAAAAGGAAGAGGAGGCAACAGAAUGGCAGCAUAAAGCACUGUCUGCUCUGGAAGAUUUGGAAAAAACCAAAGAGGAGCUGAAGUCUGUGAUGUCUGCUCCAGUGUGUGGUGCGGCGGAAAACGAACAUGACGAGCAUGAUGAGAACAGUGCAGAAGCUAGUGCUGAGCUGUCUAAUGAUGGAGUUGCUCAUCAGCGAAGUGAGGAGGAACGGCUCACAGAAACCCACAAAAAUGAACGUGUCAAAAAGCAGCUACAGGCCUUGAGCUCAGAAUUGGCCCAGGCCCGCGACGAUUCCAAGAAGACCCAAAAUGAUGUUUUGCAUGCAGAGAAUGUGAAGGCCGGCCGGGAUAAAUACAAGACCCUACGCCAGAUCCGCCAGGGCAACACCAAGCAGCGUAUUGAUGAGUUUGAGUCCAUGUGAGGUCUAUACCAUCCCCCUUAAUCACCCCACUCUCUACCCUGUAGCCCUAAUGCCUUGAUGGGUGGCUUACAAGCACAGCUUCUACUUACCCACCCAUCUCCUGUAGACCAGUAAUCCUUUACCUUUGACCCCUUCAGAGAGGUUUGAAGGACAUGGCUGCCACUUCUUCAAGCUUUGCCAAAGCGCUCUCCGCCUGUGAUCAGCCUUGUCAGGCUGUGUACACAUAUUGUGCUCCUCAUAGCCUUACUUCAAUAUCGUCCAGUUAGGAACAAGUGGUGUAUCCUUAUGAGCUCUUAAAUGAUGAUUUACUAAAAUGUUUGAAAAUAUGUAUUUUAGAAGAGCCUGAAAUUAGUUGAAGUAAAGUGUAUGAGUGUUUUUAUGAAAUAGCCAUUUUUGUUUGUUUGUUUGCUUUUGUCUUUUUUUUUUUUUUUUUGGCAACAGUUGGGCAAGGGUCAUGUCAACUUGGGAGUCAGCAGUGUCACAUCCACAUACCUAAAGAGCACACACAGCACCUUCCACACAGCAGCUCAGAUGUCAAGUGACGAAUUUAGGAACAAAGGCACCUGUCUUGUGAAUGAAUGUGAACCAUACCAAAGGAAGGCUAUCACUCUUGAUAGCCAAGUGCAUUUAUCCAUAAUUACUGUGGAUUUAGACAAGUCCUUCGUUGCUAUAGUUUUAUUUAUUCAGUGCAAGACAUUUGAUUCAGGUUAAAAAUCUGUAGCUUCGAGCUGACAAUUUGAUGGAGGCCCUGUGACACAAUGCAAGAACUCUUUCAUUGUGUCAGGAUGAGUCAUUUGAUCUCUACAGGGGAACACCCAAUGUUUCUUGUCCAGGCGCCAUAUCGAUAGUUUUCCCUGCCUACAGGCUUACAAAGGCCAGGGCUGACAGGUGAAAAGACCGACAGAUAAUAGUUUGUUUUAGUAGAUUUGUGAUUGUAAUGUAAUUUGUGUUAUUGUGGGGAAACAGCCUAAGGAUAUUAACAUAUGAUAACAUCAGUCCUGUUUCGGGAUGGCUCGCUACCUCAUUACUGUAAAACAUGGUGACUGGUUAGUCAAACACUUGGUGUACUGUAUGGCAGAGAGAGGCAAGUGUUGUAAUUUUCUUCCUUUUGAGUUAUCACCCAAAUCAUACUUUUCAUAAAAAGUAACUAAGCAACACAAUUAGUUACUUUUUUUAGGGAGUAACGCAAUAUUGUAAUGCAUUACUUUUAAAAGUAACUUUCCCCAACACUGCUUAAUUCUUGGAAUCUGAUUAUGUAAUCCAGAUGAACAUGUAAUCAGUUACUACCCAGCACUGAUAAGGAAUCUGACCAUUGAUUGGCCAGGGAUUGCCCAAUCAUGUUCAUGGAGAAUUGUAUUGGGAGUUUUCAAAAAAAAAAAAAAAAAAAAAAGUGCAAAAAUAGAGAAGUGCAGUAAUUUUGCUACAGGUUGGAUAUAAUUUAAGGCACUAUGGAUUCACUUCUUUGGAAUCUGCAAACGUGACUGAGGCUGGCCAUCGUAAAACUCUGAAAGGUAAUCAAGUCACUGGCUUUUGGCAAUGAUAUAUAUGUGGACGUUGCCAUCUGAUACUUUAAGAAAAUCUCUGGUCCAACAGCACUGGGAUUUUUCACUGUUUGCAUCAUUCCGCUUGUCUGUGUUUACACAUCCUAGAUAGGCUAUCAGUCUGUGCAUUUGUAGUGGGUAUUUUUCAGUAAUCCUUUUGUUACACCAGUAGGUGGCGACAAGGCACUGUUGUUAUGAGCGAGUCAGUUGGUUUUGAACUCCUCUUGGAAAUUUUAUUGUAGGUAGAUGUCAUCCUUCAAUGAUGCUUUGGCUGGUUGGGGGUGAUAUGAAAUUGUGUUGUAUUAAGCAGCCCAAGAUAUGUGUAUGAUACAUACAACUUGAGUCUACAAAACACAACAAAAGACAACACAACAUGACAACAUGACAAAAAUUGUCAUUGUCUGAUCCAACUCCAAUGUGUUAAUCGUGUCUCAUAAUGAAGCAUAUUUGUCUAGAACAUCCCAUGUUUAACUUUUUUCCCCAUUCUUUUUCUUGAUGAGACUUCAUUCAAUUUGUUCUGUACCCAGAACUUUUUUUUUUUACGUCCACCUUUUCAAAAUUCUUGGUCUUGGUUCUGUUGACUCCUCUAGUCUUUUACCACACCAUAUUUUAUCUGCUAGCGUAUGUGUGCUGUAUUGCAGUAGAACCCCUCUAAUACUCAGUACUCAGGACCUGAACUCCUUUUCUUCCACCUUUUCAAAAUUCUUGGUCUUGGUUCUGUUGACUCCUCUAGUCUUUUACCAAACCAUAUUUUAUCUGCUAGCGUAUGUGUGCUAUAUUGCAGUAGAACCCCUCUAAUACUCCCCUCUAGACCUGCACUCCUUUUCUUCCACAUUGUGCAUGAUAAAAUAUCUUUAGCAUAUCUGUUAAAAAAAAAUGUAGUUGUGAAAGCAGGCCAAAAAAAUUUCCUUUUUUAAUUUUAUUUUUUCCCCCUUUUUAUGCAAUGCCUUUGAAAGGCUUACCUUAUUAAAAGUUAUUCACAGGACUAUUUUGGUUAAUACCUGGGAUUUUAAUUUCCAAAGUCCUCACUGUUUAUUUUUUGAUGUUUUUAUGCUAAUAAAAAUAGGUGAAUGUUUGAAUCAUAUCUUCAUACCUGAAUGUUCAGGAAAUUUAAAAGCAGUUGUUUGGGAGCUUAAAGGGUUAGUUCACCCAAAAAUUACUCACCCUCAUGUCGUUCCACACCCGUAAGACCUUCAUUCAUCUUCUGAACACAAACUAAGAUUUUUUUCAUGAAAUCCGAGAGGUAUAUGACUUGUCCAUAGACAGCGAUAUAAUCAACGCUUUCAAGGUCCAGAAAGGUACUAGAGACAUCGAUAAGUCAAGUUAUCUUCAUUUAUAUAGUGCUUUCCACAAUACAUAUUGUUUCAAAGCAGCUUCACAGUGACAAUAGGAAAAUUAUCGAGCUAAAGUUGGUUUUUGAUUGAAUCACUUCCGUUGUAAAAAUUGUUAAUUAUCACUUUAGGGGCCGCUUAAAUAACACCUUUCCUACUGAAAACCAAAUACCUUUAAUGCAUUCUUGCCAUUCAUUUACGUGUUUAGUCUAUAGGUUUGCGUGUUUGAGUGUGUAUGUGCGCAGAAGCUUGGUCUUUUUAAAAAAAAAAAAAAGUGAUAUUAUGUCUGGUCCACAUAAUACCGAAAAAUUAGUUGUGUCCACAGAUCUAUGCAAACUGGAAUAAUUUUGAUAACAUUUUAUCUAUACAUGGGGAAAGGAAAGGGAAGGAGGCCUUUGCAGAGGAUAAUUUAGUUUAAGUGUCAGGGCUGCGUUAUCGUCAUGUCUAGGCGCAGGUCCUUCAUCUCAUCUGGAUACGGCCUGGAUCUGGCAGGCUGCGGCAAACCUCGGGAUAAACAGAGAGAGACUAAUAUUAGCGUAGACGCCAUUCUUCUUAUGAUAGCGAGUACAUCAGGUGUUAUGGGAAGUGUUCCCGGUUCCAGCUGACCUAAUCUAUGCAGCCUAACAAUUUACAUGAUUUGAAUUAUAGAAGUAGAUAAAGUGUUAUGUGUAUGCAAGUUUAAACAGAUGUGUUUUUAGUCUAGAUUUAAACUGACAGAGUGUGUCUGCUUCCCGAACAGUGAUAGGAAGACUGUUCCAAAGUUUAGGUACUAAAUAGGAAAAGGAUCUGCCACCUGCAGUUGAUUUUGAUAUUCUAGGUAUUAUCAACUGGCCUGAAUUCUGAGAUCGCAAUAGACGUGAAGGACUAUAACACAUUAAGAGCUCGCUCAGGUACUGGGGAGUUAAACCAUUUAGUGCUUUGUAAGUAAGUAGCAAGAUUUUAAAAUCUAUACGAUGUUUAAUAGGGAGCCAAUGCAGUGUUGACAGAACAGAGCUAAUAUGGUCAUACUUCCUGGUUCUAGUAAGAACUCUAGCUGCUGCGUUUUGGACCAGCUGUAGUUUGUUUAACAGGCGAGCGACACAAACACCCAGUAGAGCGUUACAGUCAUCUAGCCUUGAGGUCAUGAACGCAUGAACUAACUGUUCCGCAUUUGUCAUUGAGAGCAUAUGUCGUAGUUUAGAUAUAUUUUUAAGAUGGAAGAACACGGUUUUACAGAUGCUAGAAACAUGGCUUUCAAAUGAAAGAUUGGUAUCAAAGAGCACACCCAGGUUCCUAGUUGACGACGAAGACUUAUCAGAGCAGCCAUCAAGUGUUAGAUAGUAUUCUAGGUUAUUACGUGAAGUUUUUGGUCCAAAAAUUAGAAUCUCUGUUUUUUUCUGAAUUUAGUAGUAAGAAAUUACUGGUCAUCCAAUUUUUUAUAUCAGCUAUGCAUUCCGUUAAUUUUGUGAAUUGGUAAGUUUCGUCAGGGCUCGAAGAAAUAUAGAGCUGAGUAUCAUCAGCAUAACAGUGAAAAUUAGUGUCAUGCUUCCUAAUGAUAUCUCCCAAGAGUAGCAUGUACAGAGUGAAAAGCAACGGUCCUAGUACUGAGCCUUGCAGUCAAUUAAGUAAGAUUUGAACCAUGCCAAUGCAAUUCCACUAAUGCCAACAUAAUUUUCAAGUUCAAAAGAAUAUUGUAGUCGAAAAGCAGCACUGAGAUACUAGUAACACUAAUAGAGAGAUACAACCAUGAUCUGAUAAGAGCAAAUCAUUUGUAACUCUAUCCUGACUGGAAAUCCUCACAGAUACCAUUUCUUUCCAAGAAGGAACGUAGUUGUGAUGAUACUGCCUUUUCUAGUAUUUUUUUACAGAAAAGGUAGAUUCGAGAUCAGCCUGUAAUUAACUAAUUCUCUAGGAUCAAGUUGUGGUUUUUUAACAAGAGGUUUAAUAAUAUCCAGCUUAAAAGUUUUUGGUUCUAGUGAUAAAGAUGAAUUAACAAUAUUAAGAAGAGGAUCUAUGGCCUCUGGAAGCAUCUCUUUCAAUAGCUUAGUCGGUAUAGGGUCUAACAUACAUGUUGUUGAUUUUGAUGAUUUAACAAUUCUUCCUGUCCUUAAGCAACGAAUGAAUGAAAUUUUUCCUCAGGGACACUACAGUGCACUGUCUGAUGCGAUACUGUAGUAGAUGGUUGCAUGGUUAUAAUUUUCUCUCUAAUAUUGUCAAUCUUGCAAGUAAAGAAGUUCAUAAAGUCAUUACUGCUGUGCUGUUUGGAGACAUCAGAAGUUGAAGAUCUAGUUCUUGUAAAUUUAGCCAUUGUAUCAAAUAAAUACCUAGGUUUGUGUUUAUUUUCUUCUAAAAGAUAUGAGAAAUAAGCAGAUCUAGCAGUUUUUAAGGCCUUUCUGUACUCAAUCAUUCUAUCUCUCCACGAAUUGCGAAAAACUUAUAGUUUUGUUUUCUUCCAGCUGCUCUCCAUUUUUCUGGCAGCUCUCUUAAGGGCCUGAUUGUGCUCGUUGUACCAUGGCGUUGGAUUAGUUUCGUUAAUCUUCUUUAAGCGCAGAGGAGCAACUGAGUCUAAUGUGCUGGAAAAGACAUAAUCAGUAGUUUCUGUUGCAACAUCGAGGUCUUCUAAGCUAUCUGGUAUUCUAAGGCAAUGAAACUGAUCAGGAAGAUUAUUUAUAAAGCAAUCUUUAGUGGUAGAAGUGAUGGUUCUACCAUAUUUGUGGCAGGGUGGCGUUUUUGCAGCCUUGGCUAAAUGUAGUAUACACAAGACUAAAUAAUGAUCUGCUGCAGAAUUUCAACGGCAUCAAUAUCGAUUCCAUGUGACAAUAUUAGAUCUAAAGCAUGAUUACGACAAUGAGUGGGUCCUGACACGUGUUGUCUAACUCCAAUAGAGUUUAGAAUGUCUAUAAAUGCCAUUCCCAAUGCAUCUUUUUCAUUAUCUACAUGGAUAUUAAAAUCACCAACAACAAGGACUUUAUCCGCAGCUAGUACUAGCUCCUAUAGAAAAUCAGCAAAUUAUUUGAUAAGUAUGGUGUCUAUGAUCGUAACCUUGAGGGCUAGACUCAUUUAAAGUAAUGUAAUCAUCUGGUUUUAGCCAGGUUUCUGUCAAACACAGCAAAUCUAGAUUAUUGUCUGUGAUAAUAUCAUUUACAAUAAGUGCUUUUGAAGAAAAGGAUCUAAUAUUCAGCAACCCAAGCUUUAUCAUUUGUUUAUCAGUAUUAUUUCUGUUUUUUAUUUCUUGAACAUCAAUAAAAUUUUUACCCUUAAAUGGGUUUGGAAGUUUUUUGUAUUCACUAAUUUGGGGUACAGAUACAGUGUCUCUAUGUGAUAAUAUCUAGGUGAAAGAGUUUCUAUGUGUUGGGAAUUAUCAGACUUCUGUGACGUGAGACAGCUACUGGCGAAGUCGAACAUCAUUUGUGCCAACAUGAAUAAUAAUCUUAGAGAAUUUACGAUUAGCAUUAGCCAGCACUUUUAAAUUUGCUUUGAUAUCAGGUGCUCUGGCUCCCGGCAAACAUGUGACUAUGGUGGCUGGUGUCUCUAUUUUCACGUUCCGUGUAAUAGAAUCGCCAAUAACUAGGACACUUUCAACAGGAUUCUCAGUGGGUAGGUCACUGAGUGGGGAGUUUGAUGUUCUAAUCGGAACGGAAGAGUGGUGUUUUUUCCCACGACUAGGCCGCCUCACAGUCACCCAGUUGCCCUGCUGAACGGGCUCUACAGCUGGAACCGAACAAUGUACAGAGUUUACUAAGCUAGUCACAUCCAACACAGUAUCUAAAGCCCUUGCAUUCUUACUAUCCUCAAUGAAAGUUUGGAUGCGUGUCUCUAAUUCUGAGAUUCUCUCUGUCAGCCUGACUAUCUCCCUGAAUUUAUCACGUGUAAAACUCAUCGCUGACAGAGAGAGCUAUACUAUGCAUGUGACAGGCAGUGCAAGUAACAACAAAAGGAGAGGAUGACAUGACUCACCAUGUUUGUAGAGUGAUCCGACUUACCACAGUUGUUUGAUGGACUUGAGUCGAAAAAGGAGCGUGCGAGAGAAAAGGACGGUACGUUCAUUGCUUCAUAAAAUUAAGGUUGAACCACUGCAGUCAUGUCGACUUUUUUAACAAUGUCUUUAAUACCUCUCUGGACCUUGAAAGUGUUGAUUAUAUUGCUGUCUAUGGACAAGUCAUAUACCUCUCGGAUUUCAUCAAAAAUAUCUUAAUUUGUGUUCCGAAGAUGAACGAAGGUCUUACGGGUGUGGAACAACAUGAGGGUGAGUAAUUAAUGACAGAAUUUUCAUUUCUGGGUGAACUAACCCUUUAAUGAAGUGGAGGCGAAGUUCUGCUGUUUCGCAAGGCAGGUGUCCAUGGCCAUAGCAAGAUAAAUAAUGUGCUUCCAUUUUUUUUUUUUUCUUUAAGCUUUUUGAAACUGAACCACCAGCAUUUGUAUUUAUUAAAAAGGGGAUAAAACACCACUUUAAGGUCACAAUGCAUAUUUGUUAGGUUUUUUUUUUUUUUUUUUUUUUUUUGCUUGCUUUGUUCAUAUAGCUUUCUGUUACAUAGAAAUAACACAUUGGAACAAUGCCUAUUACCUAAAUAUUUGGUUGAAAAUAAAGAUUAAAUAUUUAUUUUCCGCUUA
Messenger RNA from Ctenopharyngodon idella (grass carp), 9505 nucleotides. RefSeq names its product radixin. The coding region runs from base 313 to 2043 and encodes 576 amino acids. Gene Ontology annotation, cellular component: apical part of cell; adherens junction; cytoskeleton. NCBI's taxonomy places the organism in Eukaryota, Metazoa, Chordata, Actinopteri, Cypriniformes, Xenocyprididae. The record is from RefSeq and is a predicted model, not a curated record. The transcript is spliced from 15 exons. Gene Ontology annotation, molecular function: actin binding; cell adhesion molecule binding. Gene Ontology annotation, biological process: regulation of organelle assembly; regulation of cell shape; positive regulation of protein localization to early endosome.